GGAUUCUUUUGGAUUCUUUUUUUUUUCCCACCAACAAAAAAAAAAAAAAAAAAAAAAAAACGUAAGCCGUGUUGAUUUUGUGAAACGUGUUAAUUCGAAGCUUGAUUAUUAGCAACAAUGGGCGUGGAUGUUGAGGUUCUUUCACCCGGUGAUGGUCAGAGAUAUCCAAAAACUGGACAAACUGUCAUCGUUCACUACACAGGAACAUUGACAAAUGGUAAAAAAUUCGACUCAAGUCGCGAUCGCAACAAGCCAUUCCAAUUUAAAAUUGGCAAAGGUGAAGUUAUCAAAGGAUGGGAUCAAGGUGUUGCCCAAAUGUCUAUUGGUGAACGUGCAAGACUUACUUGUUCACCAGACUUUGCUUAUGGUGCACAAGGACAUCCAGGUGUCAUUCCACCAAAUGCAACUCUCAUUUUUGACGUCGAGCUUAUUAACAUCAAGUAAAUAAUCAUUUUUACUCAAGCAAGACAUGCCAAAUUUGAUUAAAAUAAUUUCGAUAAAUCAUCAAUGUAAUUUAAUAUUAAUUCAAUGAAACAAAAAUAAUUACUAUUAUUUAAGUUUAUCGUCGCAAAACGCACAAUUAAUAUAAUUAUCAUCUGAUUUAAUCACAAUAAAUAAUACUUAAAAAAUUUCAUUUUCAAAUUUAAUAACAAUUUUACAAAUUAUUCAUUCCUGAUAUUAAAAAAAAUAAAUAUAUAUGUAAUUCAUGUUUGUAAAAAUUCUACCAGAGUGGUUUCAAUUAAAUAACAAAAUCUGAAAACUGUUUAAUUAA
This is a messenger RNA of Aphidius gifuensis, 772 nucleotides long. It is a transcript of the gene Fkbp12, whose product is annotated as peptidyl-prolyl cis-trans isomerase FKBP1B. Bases 118 to 444 code for a protein of 108 amino acids. NCBI's taxonomy places the organism in Eukaryota, Metazoa, Arthropoda, Insecta, Hymenoptera, Braconidae. The record is from RefSeq and is a predicted model, not a curated record. The transcript has 4 exons. Gene Ontology annotation, molecular function: peptidyl-prolyl cis-trans isomerase activity.